GUUGACAUAGUGUCGUAGAAGGUGGUCUUCGUGGAACUGUGAUCGCUUUGCUGUUCGCAGUACAGAUUCGAGUAACUGUCCAUAUAGUGUUAGUGUUCUCAGAAUAUUUUCUUCAUUUAUUUUUCAGAUUAAUUAAAAAUGGCCGUGAUAACGCCAUACUGGGGCCUGGACGGUAUUAUACUCUUCUUGUCCCUAAUCGCGGCUAUCUACUUGUACAUAACUCGAAACUUCAAGUACUGGGCGAAGAGAGGCAUCAUGGAACUUCCUCCGACUCCCUUCCUAGGAAAUUUCAAGGAAUGCUUGAUGUUGAAGAAGUCAGCAUUUGAUUUCGUGACGGAUCUGUACAAUCAGUCCAAAGGAUUACCAUACAUGGGUUUUUACAUUUUCGACAAACCAUUCCUUCUGAUACGGGAUCCCGAGCUUGUGAAGCUCGUCUUGGUGAAAGAUUUUAACGUGUUCAGCGACAGAUACGCUUCGACGGACGUGACCGAUCGUCUUGGAUACGCGAACGUCUUCCAGAUUAAGAAUCCUACCUGGAAGAUCCUACGAUCGAAGCUGACGCCGAUCUUCACAAAUAAUAAUCUGAAGAGGAUGUUCGAGCUGAUGCUUAUGAUCGCCAAUGAUCUCGACGAACACCUCGAGUCUUUGAAUUUGACCACGGCGAAACAGGUGGAAAUGAAGGAACUCUCUGCAUGUUUCACCACGGAUAUGAUCGCUAGCACUGCUUACGGACUUAGAGCGAACUCGCUGAAGGAUCCAAACGCGCCAUUCAGGAAAGCUGGCAGGCUGUUAUUCGUCAAUGAAUUCCGUCGUAACAUGGAGUUUCUUAUAAUAUUCUUUUUACCGUAUCUAACCAAAUACACCAACACGAAAUUCUUCGGGAAGGACACCAGCAAAUUUUUGCGAACCGUUUUCUGGGACGUGAUCAAUAAAAGAAUAGCGUCGGGGGAGAAAAGGGGCGAUCUUAUCGAUCUUUUGAUCCAGCUGAAGCAGAAGCAUGAGAACGACGGUGAUCUGGGUGGAUUCAGGUUCAGCGGUGACGAUUUGGUGGCACAAGCAGCUAUAUUUUUUAGCGCUGGUUUCGAAACAUCUUCCAGCACCAUGUCUUUCACGCUCUACGAGCUCGCAUUGAACAUGGACAUUCAAAAGAAGCUUAGGAAAGAGAUUCUGGACGCGCUGAAGGAAUCUGAAGGCACGAUUACGUAUGAUACGCUCAUGUCGCUACCGUACCUGCAUCUGGUCGUCAGCGAGACUUUACGCAAGUACCCACCACUAGGAUUCCUGGAUCGGGUCACCGGUACCGACUACAAGGUGCCUAAUUCUGAUCUGGUGCUGGAGAAAGGAACUCCAGUGUACAUUCCUGUGAUGGGGUUGCACUACGAUCCCGAAUACUACCCUGAUCCAGAGAGGUAUGACCCGGAAAGAUUCACCGAGGAGAACAAACAGAAGAGACCGAAUUGCGUUUACAUCCCGUUUGGCGAAGGACCUCACAAUUGCAUCGGUCUUCGAUUAGGUCUCAUGCAAUCGAAGCUGGGGAUCGUUCAAAUUCUUAGGAAAUACGAGGUAACAACCAGCGAGAAGACAAGCAUUCCGAUGGUGUUCGAUACACGGGGAGUCGUCACGGCAGCUAAAGGAGGCCUAUACAUGAACAUCCGAAAGAUCACCCACUUCUUGUAGACCACAAGUGCAUCUACUCUGAAAUUAAUU
Hylaeus volcanicus is the source of this 1707-nucleotide messenger RNA. RefSeq names its product cytochrome P450 6k1-like. The coding region runs from base 139 to 1677 and encodes 512 amino acids. The record is from RefSeq and is a predicted model, not a curated record. NCBI's taxonomy places the organism in Eukaryota, Metazoa, Arthropoda, Insecta, Hymenoptera, Colletidae. Gene Ontology annotation, molecular function: iron ion binding; heme binding; oxidoreductase activity, acting on paired donors, with incorporation or reduction of molecular oxygen. The transcript has 6 exons.